This is a messenger RNA of Dimorphilus gyrociliatus, 3104 nucleotides long. The record is from the annotation of a GenBank genome assembly. Lineage: Eukaryota; Metazoa; Annelida; Polychaeta; Dinophilidae.
AGAAUGUUUUGCUAGCUCUAUAGCCAACAUGGCAGAUUUAGAUCCGCGGUGUCUUCGGGAAAAACUUGCCAAAUGGGAUGCUAAAACCGAUCCCACAGCGCCAUUGAGCGAUGAACAAAAGGAUUCCAUUAUGGACUUAUCAACAUUGGCUAAUCAUCGUGCGUUACCAACUGAACUGCCAGUAGAUGAUUUCCCAAGAAUUAUCUCCGUACCCAAUUCUAAUUCAACAGAAACACCAAUGGAAAAUCUUAUGGGAGAAAAGCAUUUUCCAGUAAAAAAUUUCCAAGAGUAUUUUUCAUGGAUGUUAGCUAUCAGUAAAGGUAUAGAGGAUGAAAAUAGUAGAAAAAGUUCAGCAUAUCUCAAAGCACUUCUAAAGCAAAAGGAAAAAUGUACCGAAACCUUAUUACAAGUUUCUCAUACAUUAGAAUGUGCUGAAGAUUUGAAAGAAAAAUAUGUAAGAGUAUCAACAUCAACAUCGGCUUUACAUUCCGCUUGUGAACAUUGGUUAGCAGAACAACAGCGUUUAUCUAGAAAUGCUGAUGAAAUUGCCAACGUAUUAGGUUACUUUAACGAAUAUGAUAAAAUUUCCAAAAAACUAUCGUUACCCUAUGUGGCUGCAACAACAGAAAAUUUAAUUCCAUUAUUAAACAAAAUAGACGACUGCAUUGAUUUUAUGAAAAAAAAUCCUAACUUUAAAGAAUCUCAAAAUUACUUAUUAAAGUAUACUAAUCUGUUAUCUAAGGCUUUAUUAAGAAUAAAGACUUAUGUUAUUCAAGUUUUAACUGAAGCAACUCAAAAAGUUAUGCCUGAUAUACAUAAGACUGUUCCUAAUCCAACUGAUGACGCGUUCACUUUGUUCUAUGGUAAAUUUAGAACAAACGCUCCUCGUAUCAAGUCAUUUAUGGAACAAAUAGAACAACGAGUAAAUAUAUCUGAAGAAUAUGAAAAUUUCUUAUACGAUUGUCGGAGCUUUUAUCUUCAACAAAGAAACCAGCUUUUACAACCUAGUGUAACUGCUGCGGUCACUGAUUUAGCAAAGAAACACGCAAGAGAUCAAUGUGCUUUGAUGAGAAGUGGCUGUGCCUUUAUGAUACGUUUAUGUGAAGACGAGUAUCAAUUGUUUUUUCACUUCUUUUCCAAACAAGCACCUAUAUUGCAUGAAUCGCUGGAAGCAUUGUGCACCCUUUUGUAUGACGUUCUGCGACCAUUUAUCAUACACAUCAAUCACCUUGAAACAUUAGCCGAACUCUGUAGUAUAUUAAAAGUUGAAAUGCUAGAAGAACACACUAUCAGCACUGGGGAUUGCUUAUUGGCUUUUGAGAACGUUUGUAAUCAAAUGCUACAAGAUGUGUUAGAGAGACUCGUCUAUAGGGCUCAGAGUUAUGUUCGUAGUGAAAUUUUAGGUUACAAACCAGCUCCCGGUGAUUUAGCCUAUCCUGAUAAACUAGAAAUGAUGCAAAAUAUAGCUCAUAGUCACAGAAAAAAAUUAAAAGGACACGAACGAACAUCUUCAAUAACUUCAACUGCAUCGUCAACAUCAGCUGAGGUUGCUAGAAUAAAUACGGGUACGAGUAACAAUACUACUAGAGAAGAGACUGAGUCAAACAAUUCAUCACCCGUUGGUUUUUCUGCAAUAUCCUUGGAAGAUACGUAUUCAGAGGUAAAUGGAAGAGUAGUUGCUCAUCCGAAUAUGCCAAUAAGUCCUGCAGAUCUACAUGGUAUGUGGUAUCCAACUGUUAGGAGAACUCUAGUUUGUUUAUCAAAAUUAUACCGUUGCGUUGAUAAAUCGACAUUUCAAGGUUUAUCGCAAGAAGCUUUAAAUAUGUGCAUUGAAUCUCUAGUGGGAGCAUCGACUAUAAUUAGUAAUAAAAAGACAAAAUUAGACGGUUUAUUAUUCCUUAUUAAGCACCUGCUGAUUUUGAGAGAACAAAUUGUACCUUUUCAUGUUGAUUUUUCAGUAAAGGAAACGGCUCUUGACUUUAGUAAGAUAAAAGAUGCUGCGGCAGGUUUAUUAUCGGCUCGAUCAAAGUUAUUUGCACUUAAUAGCAAUAAUGCUCUCCUGAAAUUUAUUUUCGAUGGAACGCCACAAGUUACUGAGACGUUUAUAGACUCGAAGAAAGAGGUUGAUACUCAAUUGAAAAAGUCAUGCGAAAAUUUUAUAAAUCAUGCUACUCAAUAUUUAGUAGCGCCGCUAAUGGCAUUUCUUGAUAAGGCUGAUCGAUGUCUUAAUAUGAGUAAAGAUGGAGGUCCAGAUGUCAAGUUGCGUAAUCAACCUUUUGCAACACCUCAGGUGUUGAAUGAUGUCGUUGCUGAGACUUACAAAAAGCUUAAAGUCGACAAGCAGCAAUUACAAAAAUCGAUGACUCUUUACCUAGCAAAUCGGGAUACAGAAAUUAUUCUAAUUAGACCAGUAAAGACGGGGGUCUAUGCAAAAUUUCAAACUCUUCACUCGCUACUACAAGAUCAUUAUAACGAAGAAGAUAAACAAAUAAUUGCCGCGCCCUCUUUAGAGCAAGUUAAUUUGGUUAUGUCAACAACGCUCCCUGUUUUGAAUUCUAAUACUUGAUAAGAUUAUGCAAUGAGAGGAUCAGUGCUUGUUUAUUGUGAUAAAAGACAAGUUAGAAUGAAAAGAUGUCGAUAUUUGAUGUGCUAUCAAACUCUUUCUUUCGCUCACUUAAAAAAUAAAAUAUGCAUAUUUAUGAACUGUUUAUAAAUCAAGGUUAUAUUGUAAAACGAAACUAUACCUUUACACAAAUGUUUAAAUCGUAUACAUGAAACUAAUCUGGAGAAAAAGCGGCCUUAUAAUAAAUGUAAAACCCUUUUAUGAAAAUCUAGUUAGUUGUACUACGGUUUCUUGUAAAUUUCUCAUAGUAGUUGAAGUCUAAUGAAACAUGUUUAUGAAGGUCAAAAAGAGGAUGAUUGAGAAGUAAAUGAUAGUAGUGUUAGAGGAUAAAUUGAGUAGAGAACGUGACUUUGGGACUAACAAAUUAUAUGAAAAGAUGAAAGAAAAGUAGAAGGCGGUGGGGGAGUUUAAUCGAAUCAGCUGUAAGCCAGGUAAGAUUGCCCACAUUCUAUUCCACAAGGUUUUUCUUUUAGAAUAGAUU